CUGCAAUCACUCAGCGAAUUUUUGUGAUAGUCAAGCAUUAUAAAAACGAAACCAAGCCGGCAUCUCAUCAGUCGGUUUUUGUCGUCCAAUCACCAAGAUGGGUCGCAAUACUGUAGGACUGUGCGUGUUAGCACUUUUCGCUUCGGCGAAUGCGUUUUACCCCCUGAUUCCGGAGGGUAAAGAACUGAUCUAUCACUACCAUGGUCUCAUUCGUGCCGGCAGUCAUUUGCCAACUUCCUACGCCUCCGCAUUCAUCCUGGAUGGUAAUCUGCACUUGCAAACAGACAAGAACUCUUCCUUUGUCCGUUUCUCUGACCUGAAGUACAAAUUGUACAAUGGGCAGUACGACGAAUGGCAUGAGUACGACACCAAAGAGAUUGACCUGCCGAAGGAACUCGAAGUCUUUGAGCAUCCUUUCAAAGUCGUCUAUGAACCAUGCGGUCACGCCUGGGGCAUCGCAGUCGAAGCCGAUGAACCUCAAUACUCUGUCAAUGUGAAGCGUGGUAUUGCUUCCAUCUUGCAGAUGUACACUGAGAAGAUCGACUGGACCAAGACUACGCCCUAUGCGUUCCACACUAAGGAACAUACCUUGUAUGGCAAGGGACCUUACUACUACACUGUCUUCCCGGGCAGCGAUGAGUGGACCGUUAAGAAAAUGGCCGAGCCCCACAGCAACCACCAUUUGUAUGCUCACUUGAAUACCGGAAGCAAAAUGGGUAAAUGUGAUGUUAAAUACGACGAACCUCUGACCCGCGAUAGCAACCAAGCUUACACCAUCAUCAAGAAAGACGAUGCUUACCUUAUGGAACGUAUGGAGUCCAAUUCUGGAAUUUUCUACACUCCCUAUGGCGGCGAAGGUUACGCUUUCCACAUCUACAUGAACCAAACCAUGACUUUGAACAAGAUUGAAGCAGCUUCCGCUCCAAUGACAGUUAAGUCUGAGAAGUUCUACAAUGGUCUUACCUAUUACACCGCUGAUUUCAACACCAUGCAAGGUAUUGCUGAUAUCUUCAAUGGAAGGCGCACCUACGAUAUGGACAAGAUGCUUGUUGAACUUGAGACUAUGCUCUAUGACACCAUGAAGUACAUGCAUGAAUACCAUUUGGAUAUGAAGGACCCCGACUGGGCCCGCGGUCAACUUGUUAACCGUAUGCUCUUCCUCUUGUAUCAGUUGGACCAGGCUCAUCUGGAAUCCAUGGCCGAUAAACUUAUGCAGAAGACCAGCGAAGAAGACAAAGAGGCUCUUCACGUUUACUAUCACAUGUUGCCUCUGAUCGGCAGCCAUGCUUCCUACAUGUACAUGAUGAAACGCAUGAAGACCAAGAAGAUCAAGGAUAAGCUUGCUUUGGAGUGGCUGCAGAACAUGCCCUUCCAUGUUAAGGAACCCAACAAGAUGCUGCUCGAUCACAUGAGUGAGAUGCUUAACUGGGGUGAAGAUAUUUCUAUGGAUGUUCGCAAGAGCGCCAUCUUGGCUUUUGGUACUUUCGUUGAGAAGGCCAUGUUCCGUCAUAACAAAUUGAACCAUAUCAACAAUUGGACCGGUCAUGAGGGUCACGACAAUGAAGACAACUUCACUCCCGACUAUGAAUUGGAUGCUGUCUUCCCCGGAGCUAAAUACUACGAGAAAUACGUCACCAUGUUGGGCGAGAAGAUGAAGACCACCAAGGAUCUUGGUAUGCGCACUGCUUACAUCAGCGCUCUGUACAAUACCCGUAUGGAGAAGGCCAUCCACUACUUAUGGCCAAUUGCUCGUGGAGAACUCUUCGAUGACCAUUACCUUCGCUUGUUGGCUGUCAAGAGCAUGGGUGACCUUGUCAGUCACAACGAGGAACUGGUUUAUGAAAUCUUCUGGCCUAUUAUGAGUGAUUACAAACUGAACACCAACCUGCGUAUCGCUGCUUACUACCAAAUCAUGAAGACCCACCCAUCCGGUCCCCGCAUGGCCAAUCUUCUCUGGCAAAUGAUUAACGAAGAGAACUACGCUUUCUAUCAAUUCCACUACAGUUUCCUGGAAGCCAUGUCCCGCACCACUGAUCCUUGCAUGGACGAUUUCAAGACAAUUGUUAAACAAAUUUUAAUGUACACCCAGAAAGCUGAAUACUACGGCAUGACCGGAUACUAUGAGUUUGACUACAUGGACACCAAGUAUGAGUUUGGACACCAAUUUUCUGCUAUGCUUGUGAAAGCUCCAGGCGAGUCUGAAACCACUCUUAAGAUUAACAUGGCUCACACCGCUGAAAAUGCCAAAUUCCCAUUGUAUGGAUUCUUGAUCCACGUUGAUGGUAUGGAGGCUUCCGUCUUUGAAGAUGUUAUGCUCUACAUGAAGGAUAUGUCCAAAAUGAUGAACUUUGAAAAGGUCUGGAAGGCGUAUAAUAAUAUCUACAACAACAAGGAAAUUCGCAUUGACAUUGGCGUCACCAUGUAUGGUCAGGCUAUUAUGAACUGCCAUUUUGAUGCUACAAACAUCAAGGAGUUAAGCAAUUUCAUUGACUUCUUCAUUGCCGAUCAGUACGACUACGUGAAGAAGUACUUCAGCAUUACCUAUCCCAUGCAGACCAACGUCAUCAUGCCGACAGAAAUGGGUUUCCCUGCUUUGUUCAAAAUCCUUAUUCCUCAAGUUUACCUCUUUGACAUUAAGCUUAAAAAGAAUUCUCUUAACAAUAUGAUUAUCUGGCAGUAUGAUACUCAUAUCAAGGAGUGGACACAUGGACGCAUUGGACUGAGCUUCUACAAUCCUUUCAUUGAUAUGUAUCAGGGAGUCCAAAGAAUUAUUACCUUUGACUGGGUACAACCAUUGUACUUUGACUUGAGUUUCAACCCAUCCCAACAGACAUUGAAACUGUCAUGGAAGAGGCACGACGACCCCAAGAAGGAUACCUACGGUAUGAGAACCUUUGCUGCUACUUACACUUUCAUGAGAGACGACUUAAACCAAGGACUUUUGCAAAAAUCGAACCCCGAGCUGAAGAACUGGGAAAUGGUUACCUUUGGCGAUGAAUACAGAAACACUCGUGUUCUCUACGAAGACGAUUGUUCCAACACUGGUUAUCACACCAUGAUUCACAAGUUUGAUAGUGACGUAUAUGCUAGCAACAUGUCUAUCUUCAAGUCCUAUAACCAUUUGCACUACUCUCAGAACUACCACACUUACUUUGGUCAUUGGUUCUUGACUCGCUUCCACGCUCUUAUGAACGCAUUUGAGCAACCCCAUCCUUAUGUUAACGGUAUCUUGGUUCGCUCCGAAGUUAGCAAGCAGUACCCUGUCACCAACAUCGACAUGAACAUUCGCUUCAACCGCGAAUACCAACGCGGCAAUAUGAUGCUUUAUCCAGCUACCUUGUGGAAUCUUCGUGGAACUUACUCAAUUAAGAACAAGGAAACCACCAUAAAGACCUGGGACGCUAACCUUAUUGUGAAUUCUAACAUGGGUCACACUACUACCACUGUCAAGGGCCUCUUCGGCCUAAUUAUCCCUGGCAAAGAAGACUCGAGGAUCUGCCUUACCGGUAGUAGGAAAUACACUGUUGAUGGAAUUGAAGGUGAAGCCGCCAUUGGAACGGUGAAUGAACCCAAAUGCACUAACAUGAAAAAUAUUAUGGAAAUUAAGGUGGUUGGUGAGCAACUUCCGGAACAAAUGGACAACAAGCACAUUUAUGGAGAAUGUCAAGAAUACCUGUGGUCUGACCUUCACGAUAUGAAUUCUCUUGACUGCUACAUGGCCAGAGAUACCCUACGUAAGUGGACUUAUGACUUCAAGACUUUCGAUAUGCCCGCCAAAAUGCAAAAGUACGUCCGUGGAUACUACGAUUGGUUGAAACUAAGCUUAGUGAAGUACCUUACCAAGUACGAUGAAGCCUCCAUGGAUAUGAAGAAGGGUGAGUGGAAGAUUGUCCAUGAAUAUCCCUUGGUGGGUGACAAAGUUGACUUGCACGUGUACACUCCUGACAACGACUACCAAUUCAGCGGUAUCCCAUCCUGGAAGUACCCAUAUUACAGAUAUCACAUGAUGUCCACCAAACAUUUCUCGCCUAUGUUCAAAAUUAUGCACACUAUGGGCUGGACCCAUGUCUGCGAAAUCCACCAAGACCUAAUCUACAACUCUACUUUGGAACCGGAAGAGUUCAUGAUGCCCGAAGACUGGACAAUGUAUUUAGGAGACGCUGAGACUGGUGCCAAGCACGGCAUCUGGAUGAAGAACCUCAAGGGUGAUGAUGUGGCUAUGAAGAUGAUGCACGGUGAACACAGCUUGGAAAUUAUGCCUACUGGUCAUAUGACCUACGAUAUCAUGGUUGAUGGUAAUAAGCUUCCGGAACAUACCUACCAGUACGAAAAGGAGUGGUUCUGGAUGGACUUGGUUAAGGAGACUGGCGUAUUCAGCAUCUUCUGCAUGCAUACAGGCGCCCAUAUUGUCUUCGAUGGCCACCAUCUGUUCCAUGAGCGUCCUAAUAUGGAAAUGCCAAUGUAUGGCAGGUGCGCUUAAGUCAAAUGCAAUUCUCAUCAAGAAUCAACACUCUAUCAAUCAACAACUUGUUAUAUAUGAAUUAAAUUAAGACCAUUAAAUUAAUAAAUAAUUACAACAGCAAA
Molecule: messenger RNA, 4584 nt
Organism: Dalotia coriaria
Lineage: Eukaryota; Metazoa; Arthropoda; Insecta; Coleoptera; Staphylinidae
Exons: 4
Coding region: 98-4480 (1460 amino acids)
Biological process (GO): lipid transport
Molecular function (GO): lipid carrier activity
Source: RefSeq, a predicted model, not a curated record